This is a messenger RNA of Spinacia oleracea (spinach), 4048 nucleotides long. RefSeq lists its product as uncharacterized. Lineage: Eukaryota; Viridiplantae; Streptophyta; Magnoliopsida; Caryophyllales; Amaranthaceae. The coding region runs from base 454 to 3996 and encodes 1180 amino acids. The transcript has 5 exons. The record is from RefSeq and is a predicted model, not a curated record.
GUCGCCUCCUUUCCGAUAAAACAAAAAAAAACACCCCUCUCUUCUCACUUUCUCUCUCCUCCACAUCUCUCCUCUCCCUUCUCGAUCCGCCUCUCGCCGAGAUCCGUCGUCGCCGGGACCGCUCCACGGCGGUGUAAAGAUCCUCCGGUCACCGGAUAAUCCAAUCGUCUGUGAUUUCGUGGGUCGUAUUUGUUGUCGCAACGCUGUGUUUUUGCGAAUUGGUGUUGCAUUUUUGAAAAUUAGGGUUCGGUCAACCGUGAAUCGAAUUUGAGAUUUGAAGCGACUAGAGGCUUGAUAUAGGAAGCGAGAUUCGAAGGUUUUUGUAAUGUACCUAUGUUGUUUAAUUGUUAGCAGUUGUUUUUCGAUUUGAAAUAAAAAUUAGGGUUUGAGAAGGGGGGAAAAUUAGGGUUUUUGGUAGAGUUCAAAGGGGUAAAGUUUGACGCAAUAAGAAAAAUGCCGAGGAGUUCAAGGCAUAAAUCCAGCAAGCAUAGUUCAAGGGAAGUGAGGGAUUACUCUGAUUCGGAGAAAGAUUCCGGUUUGAAGGAGAAGAAAGGGAGGGAUGAUGGUGGGAGUUAUAGUAGUAGGCAUUUAAAGGAGUCUACUUCUGGUGAAAAACGGAAGAUUGAUUCAAAAUCGGUGGAUGUAACAAAGGAUUUGAGUGGUGUUGUUGUGAAUGUUGAUUAUGUUGAGGAGUAUGUUGCCUCUUCUUCGUCCUCCAAGAAGCGGAAAGAGAAGGAGGAUGAUGAUCGGUGGACGGGAGGUGAUAAUAACGAGCACGAUCUUUCUAAAAGCGAUUCAAAAAGGUCGAGUAGAAGAGAGGAGAAUUCGGUAGCUGGUGUUGUUGGGGAAGAAGUGAAGAAAAGUGGGAGUAAGGUGGAGUCAAAGCACCAUAGGUCUGAGAGGAAAGAGAGGAGUGAAAAAGAAGGGGGAUCAGAGCGGGAUAGGAAGGGCAAUAAAGGUGAUAGAUUGAUUGUUGGUAUUAUUGGAAAUGAGAAUGUUGGCAAUGAAGGGAAUAGGAAACAGGGCAAUGGAGAAGAACGUGGUGGAAAGCAUGGUGUUGGUAUUACUGAACUUAAUAUACAAGAGGAGGUUCGCAACCCUGAUACAGAGAGAGAACUCGAUCGACGAGUUAGAAGGAAAAGGGAUGGCUCAGGUGAUGGGGACAAACAUCAGGAAGGUACUCGAGAACUGGAUGAUAGAAGGUUAUCUUCUAGGGAUGAUAUUGUCAGGUCAGGGAAGUAUAAAGAUGAAAGUCAUAAGGAGGAGCGAGUUAGAGAUCGGUACCAAGAAGAUGCAGACAAGGACAAUUGGCAUCCGGAUGAAAAGCAGAGGGAUAAUCGUGUUAUGAAAGAUUAUAACAGUGCUAGGUCAGAGGAUAAGCAUCUGAAGAAUGAGAAAAAAGAUUUGGAUGUGUCUCAAAAAAAAUCUAAGCCCCUUGGUAGCGAAUAUGACCGAGAGCCUGAUCGAGACCGUGAUCAUGACCGCGAGAGGGGUAGGGACCGUGACCGAGCCCGUCAUGACCGAGACCGUGAUCGAGACCGAGAGCAUGAUGACCGGGAGCAUGAUCUUGAUCGUGAGAGGGAUCGCGAGCGGGACCUUGAACGUACCCAUGAUCGAGAUCGUGAACUUGACCGGGACAGGGAACGUGGUCGUGAUCGCUAUCACCGUGAACGUGACAGAGAUCGUAUUCGUGAUCACAACCAUGAUCGAGCUCGAGAACGGGAUUAUGAUCAUGAAUAUGGCUCACAUGUUAAUGAUAAAGGUUCUAGGUACAAGGAUGAUAGAUCAAGGAGAAGAUCUCCAGAGGGGCAUGAUGAUUAUCAUGGUGAUAAAUCUAGAAGAAUAGAGUCAGAGGCUGACAAGGAAAAGUCACUACCCAGGAAAGCCCAUGUAGACAGUGUAGUUAGCAGCAGCCGGCGCAAGAACUCGCCUUCCAGGGCUUACGUCAGUACAGAUAAAUACAGAGAUGGUAUCCAAGAUGAAACUAAGUAUGGAGAUUCCCCGAGAGAUGGCCCUACAUCUGAGGCACUCGAUAAAGUUCCCAAGUAUCGGUCAGGGGAGAAGCGCACCAAGUUUGAUGAGAACUACACUGGAGAAUUAUCUGAAAGGUCGCCAAGUGCCAAGGCUUCUCCUGCAGGUUUGAAGGAAAAAUCUCCUUCAACUAGUGUUGAUCGCAGGUUUCAAAAUAGAACUAGCAGGAGAAGGAGCCUUGAUGUUGAUGAGGCUGAAAGGAGGAGCAGUGGUUCCAAUGACGUAAGAGAUAUUUCUGUUAACGAGGACCGACAGGGUAGAGAAUAUUCUGCAAAGAAGUCUAAUGGGGAGGAGUUUCCUCCAGUAGAAUCUCCUUUUCACCAUAAAUCCAAUCAGGGUAAUAUUUCUUCUCAUGUUCCUGGUCCAUCUGGGUUCAGGACCGGAGCUGACAGCCCCUCCUUCAUGGGAUCAUUAGGAGAAGAUAAUAGAGGUCACUCAGGAAGCCGCUUUAGGAGAAGUGUUGAUCCCAACAACAUAGGAAGAGGACCUGGAAAUCCGUGGAAAGGUGCUCCUAACUGGCCCUCACCAUUACCUAAUGGCUUCUUGCCUUUCCCACCAGGUCCUCCUGGGCCACAUCAUGGGGGGUUCCCACCAAUGCUGUCUCAGUUUCCUCCCCUUUUUGGUGUCAGACCUUCUAUGGACAUGAACCACCCUGGGAUGCCUUAUCAUAUGUCAGAUGGGGAACGGUUUUCCGGUCAUGUACGACCUAUGGGUUGGCAGAAUAUGGUAGAUGGACCAGUUCAUUUCCAUGGAUGGGAUGUAAGUAAUGGAGUCCUUAGGGAUGAAUCUUCUAUGUAUGGGCCUGGGCAUCUAGUCAAUUCUCAAAGAAGGGACAUGAAUUCAGAUAUGUGGAAACCAAAUGGCGAUGUGAAUAUGGAUGUUACAUCUGUGUCUCAGAAAGACUCUCCUUUGGUUAAAACAUCUGUGGAUGAAGCCUCUUCCACACAGGGUGCUUCUAGGCCUCAUGUUGAAAGUAGUCUCCUUGAUGAGGGGACUAGUCUUAAGAUGAAUACUUCAAGUGUUCCGUCAUCCACAAAGGAAAAUUUGAUGACUCUAGCUAAAGUGACUGAAAAGACUCCUGAAUCGUCUAGUGUUGACGAUGCCGCGCAAUCAGUGCGUGCUUACCUUACUAAGCUUGAUAUUUCAAUAGAUAUGGCUGAUCCAGAACUGUAUAAUCAGUUUAUUGAACUUGCUUUCAAGGGACAGUCUGAUUUAAUUGAAGAAGUGGAGCUUGAAUAUAUUGAGGAGAAGGCCGUUGCUGACUCAGAGAUCGCAAAUUUGACAAUGGGUUUGACAUUUUUCCCUGCAGCCAAAGAUUCUAUAUUCAAGAAAGCAAUGAAUCUGUACAAGACACAAAGCACACAAAGAUCAUCUUCUGGGAUAAUACCUAACUUGGAGAACUCGCAUAGCCCAAAAUCUUCCGAGUUAGAGGUGGAAAAAACUUCGGUUGAAGAGGAGAUGAUAGUCACUCCUGUUAAUUGUAUUAUCAAGAAGGAAGAUUCAAUUCUGGUGGUUCCGGAAGUCGUUUCUAACACACCGGUGGUAGAAGGGAAAGAACCCGUUUCCAUAACCAACGAUACAGUGAUGAACGAAGAACCUUUCCAGAGUGCUGACAUGGCGCUUGAUCUGUGUAAUAAUCAAGGAGAAUCACCAGUUCUCAUGGUGGAGAAAAUGGAUGAAGAAAUAAAGCUGGAAAACGAACCCUUAUUUACUGAGAAUGCCAAUUCUGAUGCAAUUGAAUCAAACACAGAUAGAAAGAUUUUGGGUAAUGAUAAUGAUGAUGGUGGUAUGAGAGUCGAUGCCGAGUCUGCUACUUCUGAUGAGCAGAUGGAUGUUGCUGUAAGUGGUCCUUUAGUUUUAACCCAUGAUUCUGUUAAAGUCUGUGAAGCAUUAAUCUCAGUGUCAAAUGAGUCGGAUUCGGUAAUUUUGAGUCGGAUACAUCAUGCUCCUGAAAGUACACAUUGAAACAAUUUUUUUUGUUGCUAUUAUAUCUUUUAAGUUGCGUUUUAUUCAGUAA